AUGGCGCUAGCUUCGACAGGGGAUCUGAUCAGCUACAUCACACGUUUAGGUGGUACUAGAUUAACUGUUCAAUAUUUAAGAUUUCAGUUUAAUGUGACUGAGUUCGUUGAAUGCGUUGGUUUGAAUUUUACGGAUGUUAAUUUAUGGCAAACUGAAAACAACGACUACUUAAUAGCUCCAUUAAAUUUAACUGGGUAUGAUGAAGACUUAUGGUUGGAUUGUACGGACAGUCAAGGUGUAGGAGAUAUUUUAGCAGUUACUGAUGGUACCUACGUGGAGGAUAUGUCAUACGUGAGGCAAUUAACAUUAGGUGAUGUACAUAUAUGGAAUGGUAAUAGGUAUACAGUUCCGACUAAUGAAUUACUUGCCAAACAAUGCUCAAACACAUAG
This is a messenger RNA of Scheffersomyces coipomensis, 390 nucleotides long. RefSeq lists its product as uncharacterized. The record is from RefSeq and is a predicted model, not a curated record. Bases 1 to 390 code for a protein of 129 amino acids. The transcript has a single exon. Lineage: Eukaryota; Fungi; Ascomycota; Pichiomycetes; Serinales; Debaryomycetaceae.